AGAUGUGAAAGUAAACCAAAGGAAAAGAUUUACCCGCGUAAACAAUUGAAACAUUUUGAUGGAAAAAAUUUCUCAAUUUAAUCAAUUGAUUUGAAUAAAUGUUCAUUCCAACAAUUAAAAGUUAAUUGUGAAAUUAUAAGUUGAAGGAGAAAGAGAAUCAACUAAUCCGAUGAUAUUGUGCCACUCAUCAAAUGUGUCAUUAUUAUCCUUUGGAUUGAUUUUGUAGUGUUGAAAAUUAUCAACAACGAUCAUCCGAUGAAUUUAGUUAAUUGUUUGGUUGCAUCUUAAUUAUGAUUAAAUCAUUAUGGAAAUACACAGAACAUAUAGUGAAAGUUCAUUGCCAAGUUUAUUUUCCAAUCUAUUGUCCAAACGAUCGGCACCAUCGAACCUUAAAUUACAACAUCGACAAAAGGUCCAACCUUCAAUCGCCACAUUACCAAGGAUAAUUAGGUUAAUUGUUACAUUUGCUUGUUUCAUUGAAAUUGGUAUAACAACAUCAUUAACUGGUGUCUUAUUACUUGACCUGAAAGAAGCUCUUGAAUUUUUACGUGAAAAUAAAUCAUUAAUUAUAAUCAACAUAUCGGCUGGGGAUGUUGUUGGAACCUUAAUUGGUGGAUAUUUGGCUGAUCGAGUUAGAGCAGAAAAAUUGUCAUGUGCUAAUCUUAUGAUAACCGCAUUAGCAGGUUUCGGAUUAAAUUUGGCAACUAAUCAAUGGAUUAUCUUGGUUUGUUUCAUCAUAUUGGGUUUUACCAAUGCUUUUCUUGAGAUUGUUAUGGAGGUGAUAAUCAAUCUAUGGGCUGGUUAUGGUGGCAAAAUAACUCACAUGGCUUAUUUUUUUUACGGAUUAGGAACAAUAGUUAGCCCACUUUUGGUUUCUCCUUUUAUUGAUCAACAACCACCGACCAAUGGAACAACAAUUAGCCAUCCACAAUUAACUCGAGCCUUCAUUCCGUAUAAAAUAGUCGCUUUCUAUUGUCUUUUCUUGUCCAUUUUCUUGGGUGCAAUUAGUUUCACCGAAGAUGUGAAUAUUGAUCAAUCUGGAGUCAAGAUAAGGUCAAAACCCGACAAGGUCAAGGUUAAUCUUGAAAUUAUGAUUUUCUUUUUCCUAUUAACUCAAUCAAUCUCUGGACUUGAUUCUUCAUUCGGUUUACUAUUGAUGAACUUUGCUGUUUCCUCUGGAAAUGGAUUCACAAAAUAUGAAGGUAUCCAAUUAUCGGCUGCUUAUUGGAUCAUCUAUACAUUCACACGGAUCAUCACAAUGCUCUUGAUGAGUUAUGUUCAUGAUCGUGAAUUGAUGUUCCUUCAUUUGGGUAUCACCGGUACAGGAAUUAUCCUCCUUUGGAUUAAUUAUUCAAAAAAAUCGUUCCUUUGGAUCAGCACCAUCAUCAUCGGGGCCGGAGUUUCACCAACAUCUCCACUGGUCCUUUCGUAUUUCAAUUCGUACAUUAAAGUGACCGGUAAAAUUGCGACAAUUUUCAUGCUCGCCGAUUGUUUUGGUGAAUUUUUCUAUCCAACUUUGAUUGAUUACACACUUAAUCACAAUCCAUUAUCCUUUGUCCAUGGAAUCAUUUUAACUGUUUUCUCCUCGAUUAUUUAUCUUGUCUGUAUCAAUUAUCUUCUCAAAUUGCGUGAAAAAAAGCUUGUUGUUGCAGUUGAAGAAGUUGAUUAACCUAAGAAAA
Molecule: messenger RNA, 1679 nt
Organism: Panonychus citri (citrus red mite)
Lineage: Eukaryota; Metazoa; Arthropoda; Arachnida; Trombidiformes; Tetranychidae
Biological process (GO): transmembrane transport
Source: RefSeq, a predicted model, not a curated record